Molecule: messenger RNA, 627 nt
Organism: Quercus lobata
Lineage: Eukaryota; Viridiplantae; Streptophyta; Magnoliopsida; Fagales; Fagaceae
Exons: 1
Coding region: 1-627 (208 amino acids)
Source: RefSeq, a predicted model, not a curated record
AUGGAAGAGAUGAAGGAUUCCAUGAGGAGAGCAAAUCACGUAGAUGACCUCGUCCACAGGACUGAUUUCCCCUUCAUUGCAUCCAUCACGAGUCAUCCCCUGCCUUCCAAGUUCAAAAUGUCUACCUUGGACUCAUAUGAUGGGAUGCGUGAUCCUUGUGAUCACAUUGCCACGUUUAAGACAAUCAUGCAUCUCCAAGGUGUUCCAGACGAAAUCAUGUGCAGGGCCUUUCCUACCACGUUGAAAGGCCUAUCCAGAGUAUGGUUUGGUAAGUUACCACCAAACAGCAUAACCUCGUUCCAGGAGUUAAGUAAGUUGUUCGUUAACAACCUUGUAGGGGGACAAAGGCAGAAGUGUUCCUCGUCCAACCUGUUAAACAUAGAACAAGGAGAAAACAAUAGUCUGCGUACCUUCAUUAGCCAUUUUAACAGCAAAACCUUAUUAGUGGACGAAAUGGAUGACAAGAUCCUUUUAGCAACUUUCUACAAUGGAGUUAGUUCAAACUUGUUCAUCCAUAAGCUGUAUGACCAGGAUCCACAGACAAUGGCUGAGUUGAUACAUUCAGCCCAAUUUUUCAUGAACGCAGAAGACGCGAUUAUUGCCAAGAAAAAGAAGAAAGGUGAAUGA